AUGACUGGCCCUGCCGAGGAGCCUGUCAAGGCCGAAGAGAAGCCCGUCAAUGCUGGCGACGUCGUCGAGCCUGAGAAAAACGAGGAUCAGACCGAGGCCGAGGCUCCCACUGAGCAGCCCGCCAAAGCCGAGCCCAGCGAUGAGAAAGAAGAUUCUAAACCCUCCAAAUCUACCGAGGCGACUGAGUCUGCCAAGUCCACCGAGGACUCAAAGCCGGCCAGUGUCCUAAAGACGACCGCCUCAGUCGAUCGUCGUAACCCCGCGAACAACAGCAAGUUUGAUGCUUCCAAGCUUCCACCCUCUGAAGACCCGGACGCCAUGCGCAGACAGGUUGAGUUUUACUUCAACGAUGCCAACCUGCCCAUGGAUGAGCACAUGUGGAACUUGACCGGCGGGCCCGAGAACAAGCCUGUCCCGCUCAAGCACAUCGCUGCAUUUUCGCGCAUGCAGCGCUUCCCCGACUACGAGAAACUUGUCGCCGCCCUCAAGGAAAGCUCCGAGCUCAAAAUCACCGGCGAGCCGGGCGAGGAAGUCAUCACGCGCAAGGUCCCCUACGUCCUCAGCACCGACAAAUCAAAGCACAUGAAGCGCAGUGUUUACGUCAAGGGCUUCGGCGACGAGGAGCCCACCACCCAGUUCGAUCUCGAGGCCUUCUUCUCCCAGUUCGGCCACAUCAAUUCGGUUCGCCUCCGCCGGACCGAGGAGAAGCUCUUUAAGGGCUCCGUCUUUGUCGAGUUCCACGACGAGGAAGGCGCCAAGAAGUUUUUGGAGCUCGACCCCAAGCCCAAGUGGAAGGGCCACGACCUCAAGAUCAUGUCCAAGGAGGCCUACGUCAGGGAGAAGAAGGAGCUCAUCGACAAGGGCGAGAUCGAACCCCAGAGCAGCUACAGGCGCUUCUGGGAGGGCCAAGGAGGGAAGGGCAACAAACACCCACGCGGCCGCGGCGGCAAGGGCGGUCAUGUUGACAAAGACGACUGGAAAAAGCGUCGGGACGACGACCAGAAGAACGGUUUCCGAAACGGUCGUGGCCGAGGUCGGGGCCGCGGUCGGGGUCGGGGCCGAGGAGGUCAUGGUCGCGGCGGCCGGGAUCGCGACGAAGGGAGGAAGAAUGGCCAGAAGGAGGCCCAGGACGAUCGGAAUGGUGCGCAACCCAUGAUCCAAGCGACGACUGCCGGCGGCGAGCCCGCCACCGCAAACAACAAGCGACCGCGCUCGGAUGAGGGCCACAUUGGCGAGCCACAAGCGAAGAAGGUCGAUACCAAGGCCGAUGCUGCAUAG
This is a messenger RNA of Sodiomyces alkalinus F11, 1278 nucleotides long. RefSeq lists its product as hypothetical. The transcript has 3 exons. Gene Ontology annotation, cellular component: nucleus. Bases 1 to 1278 code for a protein of 425 amino acids. Gene Ontology annotation, biological process: RNA processing. Lineage: Eukaryota; Fungi; Ascomycota; Sordariomycetes; Glomerellales; Plectosphaerellaceae. The record is from RefSeq and is a predicted model, not a curated record. Gene Ontology annotation, molecular function: mRNA binding.